Molecule: messenger RNA, 1017 nt
Organism: Echinostoma caproni
Lineage: Eukaryota; Metazoa; Platyhelminthes; Trematoda; Plagiorchiida; Echinostomatidae
Source: the annotation of a GenBank genome assembly
AUGAAUAAGCCUCCUACUCAAGAAAAGUUAACGCGAAUCGCUAUCGUCAGUGCAGACAAAUGUAAACCAAAAAAGUGUCGGCAAGAGUGUAAGAAGUCGUGUCCUGUAAACAGGAUGGGACGCAUGUGCAUUGAGGUGACGCCAAAUGACAAAAUUGCCUUUAUAUCAGAAGAGCUGUGUAUCGGGUGCGGUAUUUGUGUCAAAAAAUGUCCUUUUGAAGCAAUUGCGAUCAUUAAUUUGCCCAGUAACCUCGAAAAAGAAGUUACUCAUCGCUACGGGCCCAAUGCCUUCAAGCUUCAUCGUUUGCCUAUGCCUCGUCCGGGAGAAGUGCUUGGUCUUGUUGGGACUAAUGGUAUCGGAAAAUCUACAGCUUUGAAGAUUCUCGCCGGAAAACUGAAACCGAACCUUGGCCGUUUCAAAGUAUAUUGGACUGAAAUUCUGACGUACUUUCGCGGAUCCGAGUUGCAAAACUAUUUCACAAAAGUCCUCGAAGAUAAUUUAAAAGCAGUUAUCAAACCGCAAUACGUGGAUCAAAUCCCGAAAAUUGUGUCCGGUCAAGUAAAGUCACUGUUGGAUCGAAAAGAUGAUCGUGGCAAUCAAGAUCUUAUUUUGGACGUUCUCGAUCUGAAAGUGGUAACCGAACGAAUGGUUGGUGAUUUGUCCGGAGGGGAAUUGCAGCGAUUUGCUUGCGCAAUGGUUUGUGUCCAAAAGGCUGAUAUUUACAUGUUUGACGAGCCCAGUUCCUAUUUGGACGUCAAACAGCGUCUGAAGACUGCCGUCGAUACAAAUUUUGUCAUCGUGGUCGAACACGACCUGUCCGUGUUGGACUACCUGUCCGAUUUCAUUUGCUGCCUGUACGGUGUCCCCGGAGCUUACGGUGUGGUAACUAUGCCGUUCUCCGUUCGCGAAGGUAUCAAUAUCUUUCUGGAUGGUAUGAUUCCGACUGAAAAUUUGCGUUUCCGCGAUACACCUUUGGUGUUUAAGGUGAGCAUCGCUUUUUUCACGUGGUUUCAGUAA